CCGUUAAGCCCUUCCUAUGAAGCCCAGAGGUCCAACGUGGCAUCCAGUCGGAUUCUCCACGUGUCAGAUAUUUGACAGAUGAUUACAAAGUCCUCUCCGGCCCUUUCAUUUUCCGUCAAUGUUUCAGAGUUCAGGCAAGGAACUAGGGUUUCAAGCCAUGGCUUUGGGGUGUUGUUUUCCUCCUCUGUUAUCUAGGCGCCCAAUAUGUCUCAGGGCCUCUUCAGAUGAUCGAGUACCUGAUUUUCUCUCCGCUCAAUGGGUCAAGUCUCGUACAAAAAGACCAAUUGGCCCCAGCCUCAAUCUAAGUGCAGAAGGAGCAGUGAAAUGCCAGCUUGAUGCAUUGAAACACAAUGACCAUCCUCAGAUAGAUCAUGGGAUUGAGGUUAUGUACCGGUUUGCUGGUUUUGAUCCUUUUGAGAGGUCUACCUACUUCGGGCCGUUUUUUGAUUUGGGACAGUUCGAGCGAUUCAGGCGGAUAUUCCACCACUCGACUUACCGGGUCUUGCUCGGUCACAAGGCAAGGAAAAUUUUGAGCAGUUUGUGGGUUAAAGAGAGCCGCUUCAAGCAGCGGGUUUGGGUGCAAGGUGCCCGGCCUGAAGAGGAGGAAAUAUUCGAGUUCUCCAUGGUCCAGAGGGUGGGUGGCCGUUGGGAUGGUUACUGGUUGACCGAGAGCCUUCACCACGAUGGAGACGGGUUUUCAGGUGGUGUGGCAUAUUGAAUCAAAGGUGGAGCUCAUCAACUGUAAAUUGUGCGGCAAAUAGAAGGCGUCACCCGUUGUACUUAGGUGGUCUGAUGUAAAAGGCAAAGAAAUUGAAGACAAAACGGGGGAGUUCUCAUAUAUUCAUGCUUUCAAAUCAAAAGCAAGUGUAUAUGUACGUGUGGAUUUUUUUAUGCUUAACCAACCUCCAACGAGUUCAAGUUAGAAUCACUUGUGAACCAUUUUUUUAUAUUCUUGUUGCCCUCGUAUUAUUAAAAAACAAAAUCAUCAAUAAAAGCUUCGAUUCAUCCCUCU
Molecule: messenger RNA, 1012 nt
Organism: Amborella trichopoda
Lineage: Eukaryota; Viridiplantae; Streptophyta; Magnoliopsida; Amborellales; Amborellaceae
Product: DNA-directed RNA polymerase subunit beta
Source: RefSeq, a predicted model, not a curated record